Molecule: messenger RNA, 396 nt
Organism: Emericellopsis atlantica
Lineage: Eukaryota; Fungi; Ascomycota; Sordariomycetes; Hypocreales; Bionectriaceae
Product: histone-fold-containing protein
Exons: 3
Cellular component (GO): nucleosome
Molecular function (GO): structural constituent of chromatin; protein heterodimerization activity; DNA binding
Source: RefSeq, a predicted model, not a curated record
GGCGGUAAGGGCAAGUCCUCGGGCGGCAAGAGCUCUGGUGGCAAGACCGGGGCCGAGGGUUCCAAGAAGCAGAUGAGCCAUUCCCAGCGCGCUGGUUUGCAGUUCCCCUGCGGUCGUGUCAAGCGUUUCCUCAAGCAGAACACCCAGAGCAAAAUGCGCGUUGGCGCCAAGGCUGCUGUCUACGUUACCGCCGUUCUGGAGUACCUGACAGCUGAGGUUCUCGAGUUGGCAGGCAAUGCCGCCAAGGAUCUCAAGGUCAAGCGUAUCACGCCUCGCCACCUCCAGCUGGCUAUUCGCGGCGACGAAGAACUCGAUACCCUCAUCCGCGCCACCAUCGCCCACGGUGGUGUCCUGCCACACAUCAACCGUGCGCUACUACUCAAGGUCGAGCAGAAG